Molecule: messenger RNA, 833 nt
Organism: Juglans microcarpa x Juglans regia
Lineage: Eukaryota; Viridiplantae; Streptophyta; Magnoliopsida; Fagales; Juglandaceae
Product: citrate-binding protein-like
Exons: 2
Coding region: 11-676 (221 amino acids)
Source: RefSeq, a predicted model, not a curated record
UCGGCCCCAAAUGUCCUUGAUGGUUCUGUUAAUGCUUUUGCCAGCUUUCAGCUGCCUUUUUCAGUUGAUGAUCAGUUUCCAUACUUGUGCCUCGAAACCCAUUGAUCUCACAAAAGGGUUCAUCUCCCUCCCGCUUAAUCGAUCAAAUUUAGUCGUACAAAAACCCUACGACGUACCUGAAAAUCAUCGAUACAGUUUCACCAAUGGAGUUCACAAACUGUGGGUAUAUUCUACAGACAAGCCUCACUCUCCUGCCAGCAAAACGAAUCCCCGCACUGAGAUCCGCGUACAAGGAUAUGAUUAUUCUUCUGGUGUUUGGCAAUUCGAAGCAUAUGGGUACGUGCCAUGUGGUACAUCCGGCGUCUGCGUCAUGCAAGUGUUUGGAUCAAGCCCUCCACAUGCCACAACCCUAAUGCUUCGAGUAUAUAAUGAUUCGCUCUCUUACUAUAGGGCUCCGGUCCUCGUCCCCAACAUUUACGACACAUGGUUUCGGCUAAACGUAAUCCAUGACGUUGAAGCCUCGAAUGUAAAGGUGUAUAUAGAUGGAAUUCUCAAGUACGAGGCAAGUGGCCGUGGGGGGAAAUCGCAUUACUUCAAAUGUGGAGUCUAUGCACAGAAUGAUGAUUCUUUCUAUAUGGAGUCCCGUUGGAAGGGAAUCAAAGUUCUUAAAAAAUGACAUGCAUAUUGAUUGAUCAUCCUUUUAAUAAUAUAUAAUUCUCGAUCGAGUACGCGGUUUGUAAGGGUACUAUGUUUAAUUAUUACGGGGCCUAGCUUGGAAGAUGAUCAUGAUCAUUAAUGUUAUAUUCCCUUCAUUAAUAAAAUUAACCUCUUGC